CAAAAGAAAUUUGUGUUGGUUCAAACAAUUUCUCAAAUCUAUGGCUAAAGGAAAUGAAAGUAACACUAAAAAGCUUCACAUAGUUAUGUUUCCAUGGUUAGCUUUUGGUCAUAUCAUCCCAUUUCUUGAACUUUCCAAAUUCAUAGCUCGAAAGGGUCACAAAAUUUCGUUUAUUUCAACUCCAAAAAAUAUUGAUCGUCUUCCAAAACUUCCCUCUGAAUUUUCUAAUUCCAUGAGGCGCGGUGGAUGGUGGAGUCUAGUAAAGAAUGUAUCUGGCGUUUCAGAUUUUUAUCGCGUUGGUGUCACUAUUAAUAGAGCAGAUGCUAUUAUUAUUCGUCAUUGUAAUGAGUUUGAAGGUCAGUGGUUGAAAUUACUAGAGGAUUUGCAUCAUACACCCGUGCUUCCUACGGGAUUGAUGCCAUCUAUAGUGAAAACUAGUACCGAUGAAAAAAAUGAAUCUUGGUUAUCGAUUGAAGAGUGGUUAGAUAGAAACCAAAAAGGUUUGGUUGUUUACGUAGCCCUAGGAAGUGAAGUGACGAUUACUCAGAGUGAGAUCAACGAGCUAGCUCGUGGGUUGGAGUUAUCUGGAUCACCGUUCUUUUGGGUCUUGAGAAAGCCCACUGGGUCAGGAAAUAUUGACCCCAUUGAGCUACCAAAUGGUUUUGAGGAAAGAACCAAAGAUCGAGGCAUAGUAUGGAACAGUUGGGUACCUCAGUUGAAGAUACUGAGUCAUGAAUCGAUUGGGGGAUUCUUGACUCAUUAUGGAUGGGGCUCGACUAUAGAAGGGCUUAUGUUCGGUCAUCCAUUGAUUAUGCUACCAUUUUUGUGCGAUCAAGGACUGAAUGCUAGAAUUCUAGAAGACAAAGAGGACGGGUCCUACACGAGCGAUUCAGUGGCCCACUCAGUGAAAUUAGUAAUGAUAGGAAAUGAUGGAAAGAUAAUUCGAGAGAAAGCAAAAGAAAGGGAAGAACUA
This is a messenger RNA of Solanum pennellii, 973 nucleotides long. RefSeq names its product putative UDP-rhamnose:rhamnosyltransferase 1. The record is from RefSeq and is a predicted model, not a curated record. Gene Ontology annotation, molecular function: UDP-glycosyltransferase activity. Lineage: Eukaryota; Viridiplantae; Streptophyta; Magnoliopsida; Solanales; Solanaceae.